GGGGCUUUUCCCUACCUAAGCCACGUGAAGUGCUUGCAGGAUGUUAGUUCCCAGAGCCAUAAACAACAGAGGCAAGCAGCUUGCAGAGAAACACUUGGAAGAGUCCUCUUUAUGGGUUUGAACUCUAAGGAUCCCUGAAUAUAAAACAAUAAGCAACAAUUGAGCAGACUUAAAGUUUGACAGAGGCCGAGACUGUCCACGUGGAAGAAUCUGAGGCGCAAUGAAACAUCCUGAGAACAGCCCUGGAAGGAUGAGCGCUGGUGCAGAUGGAGGCUGGGACGUCAAGAGGUACCGGCAGAGGCUCUGAGCCUUUGCACACAGCCAGAGUGACCAGACAGUAAGAAAUGGGUGACUGGAGUUUCUUGGGGAACAUUUUAGAGCAGGUGAACGAGCAAUCCACUGUCAUCGGGAGAGUUUGGCUCACAGUGCUCUUCAUUUUCCGCAUCCUGAUCCUGGGAACGGCGGCCGAGCUGGUGUGGGGAGACGAACAGUCAGACUUUGUGUGCAACACCCAGCAACCUGGUUGUGAGAACGUCUGCUAUGACGAGGCCUUCCCCAUCUCCCACAUCCGGCUCUGGGUCCUGCAGAUCAUUUUUGUAUCCACGCCUUCGCUGAUGUACUUUGGGCAUGCUGUGCACCACGUCCGCAUGGAGGAGAAGAGGAAAGAGAGGGAGGAAGCUGAGCGGCGCCAGCAGGCCGAGGUGGACGAAGAGAAGCUGCCCCUGGCUCCAAACCAAAACAAAGGCAACAACCCUGAUGCAACCAAGAAGUUUCGCCUGGAAGGUACUCUCCUGAGAACGUAUAUCUUCCACAUCAUUUUCAAAACCCUCUUUGAGGUGGGAUUCAUAGUAGGUCAGUACUUCCUGUAUGGCUUCCGGAUUCUCCCCCUUUACCGCUGCGGGCGGUGGCCCUGUCCCAAUCUUGUGGACUGUUUUGUCUCCAGGCCUACGGAGAAGACCAUCUUUAUUAUGUUCAUGUUGGUGGUGGCUGCCGUAUCCCUCUUCCUCAACCUGGUGGAGAUCAGUCACUUGAUCCUGAAAAGAAUCCGGAGGGCUCUGAGAAGACCAGCAGAGGAACCGCUUGGAGAGGUGCCGGAGAAGCCUCUCCCUGCCAUCACGGUCCCCACCAUCCCAAAGGCCAAAGGCUACAAGCUGCUGGAAGAAGAGAAGCCGGUGUCCCUCUAUUUCCCUCUCACGGAAGUAGGGGUUGAGCCCAGCCCCCUUCCAUCAGCCUACAAUGAGUUUGAGGAGAAGAUUGGGGUGGCUCCACUGGAAGAUCUCUCCAGGGCAUUUGAUGAGAGGUUGCCAUCGUAUGCACCAGCUAAGGAACCAGAAGAGGAGAAAGUAAGAGCGGAGGAGGAGGAGGAGCUAGAAGAGCAGCCUGAGGAGCCAGGGGUGAAGAAAGCAGAAGAGGAGGUGGUGAGCGAUGAAGUGGAAGGGCCUUCAGCACCUGCUGAACUCGCCACCGAUAUGAGACCCCUCAGCAGGCUAAGUAAAGCCAGCAGCCGGGCCAGGUCAGAUGAUUUGACUGUAUGAAGGUGCAGGAUACAGGGAGCACAUGAAAAGGAAAAAGUUGAAGAGAAAAGGAGAGAUAGAGAAAGAAUCAAAAGAUAUUUUUAAGCAAAGCGCUAAAGUGGCCAUUUGAAUAUUAUUUCCUUUCAUGAUUCCCAACUGGAAAGGUACUACCAUGGUAACUGUGCCUUAUUUGCCCUGUAUGUCCCUGUAUUUCCCUGUUUCCACAUGCCAGCUCACUCCUUACAGUAAUAUCUACACUGUACACAUAACAGAUGUAUUUUAAAACCUAACAUGGCAGUGAUACUCAAAUGUUGCCACUGUGAACGUAUUUACUGAAAGCCUUGUGUUCCACAUUUGUCUGGGAAUGUGGGGAGGAUCUGUCUUUCAGCCAGCAAGGGGG
Messenger RNA from Lepidothrix coronata (blue-crowned manakin), 1914 nucleotides. RefSeq names its product gap junction protein alpha 8 (gene GJA8). The record is from RefSeq and is a predicted model, not a curated record. Gene Ontology annotation, biological process: cell communication. Lineage: Eukaryota; Metazoa; Chordata; Aves; Passeriformes; Pipridae. The transcript has 4 exons. The coding region runs from base 345 to 1535 and encodes 396 amino acids. Gene Ontology annotation, cellular component: connexin complex.